CGAAAUUGAAAAAAAAAUUAAGGAAAAAAUGAAUAAUGUUGUAAUACUAGAACACGAUGUCAAAACAAAUAAUAAACAAAUACUUAAACUUAACGCAGAAAUGUCAAAACUUGAGGAAUAUAAAAAGGAAUUGAAUGAUAUUAAUACUAAAAUAGAAGACCAAGAAAUAGUGCAAAAUAAAAUUAAAGAAAUAAAUGAAGAACUAGAAAAAUACACAGAACCAAUGAAGAACGAAGUGGAACAAUUUGAAAAUCAAAAUAGAAAAAAUAAAAAAAUAAUUAAGCAAUUGGAAAAGGAGAGGAUCAAAUAUAUGAAAGAUAAUGAACAAGCAAAUGGGAAAUUGGAGGAACGAAUUUUUUAUAAAACCUUUAAUAUUCAGAAAUUCUCGGACAUGAAAGAAGAAUUGGGUAAUGUUUUAAAUUUAGAUUAUUUAAAAAAACUGAAUAAAUAA
Molecule: messenger RNA, 451 nt
Organism: Meloidogyne enterolobii
Lineage: Eukaryota; Metazoa; Nematoda; Chromadorea; Rhabditida; Meloidogynidae
Source: the annotation of a GenBank genome assembly